AUGGGUCGUUUUUUUGACCCUCGGACAUCUUGGGACAACGACAGUCAACAGAUGGCAACGCCCGAACCCGUCCCUUUCCGCAAUGGCAAGUGCCAUGUGGUCGACAGUCGGAAAAAGAAAGAAAAAAAAAACAUGGUGACUAUUAUUACCUCCGAUGCGGUAUGUGCUGCUGUCCAUCCACCGCCUGUCAUCGCCACGAAAGGGUUAGUUCUCAUCAACUCGGCAACCACCACUCACAGCGGGCCGCAGCAGUACAUUUCCGACCGGCUCAUGGCAACGCCAGCCCACAUACCUCGAUUAAGUUCCGGCAUCUUAGAGACGCAAUGCAAAACGAUCGAGACCGCGCGCAAAAUUCUGGUUGGGCCUACGCCCAUUAAUAACAGCCCCUUGGCCAGAAAUAGGGCUAUUGUCAUCAUGCGUGGCAACUCGGGUGGAGCACCUGUCAACCUAGACUUUUCUGGGCUGGUCCUGUGCUCCUGCCAAAAGGUCAACCAAGACAAGGACAAGAACAAGGUGUCACAAACUGCGAGGCGCUGGAGAUAUAUUAAACGUAGUUGCGUCCAGAUGCCAGCACAAAGUGGGGAAGGUUGGCUUGCAUGCUGCAUAUGCCACAAGUACCAACACAUUAAUCACAAUCAACACCGACUCGACCAAGGCAGGCAAGCAAGAGCCGUUGCUGCACAAAUACACACAUACACACAUACAGAUUCAGAACCAGUACACGACGUAGGAUUCCAGAAAUGGGCCGUAGAACCUGUCAAGAUUGUAUUAUGGAGGAUCUCGGAGCUGGGGAGUCUGGAGCCAAGCACUAGAAUUCUGGGUGGUGGGUGGCACGCAGUAGACAAUUUGGAAUUCUACUGGCGGCGAGCGUGGCACAUGGCUAGUGUACGAUUUGCAAUUCAGUCCAAGUUGACAGUAUCUUUGAGUCUGCCUAUCACGGGGAGGCCCGUACUACAAUAUACAGACAGCGCGGACCUAGAACCAGUUGAACUAGGCGGGGACUUUCGGAAGUGGCAUAUGAUCGACUGAGUUCGAGUCCUACCCAGCUGGUUCUAUGAACGAAGUUGGAGCCAAGCCCCGGCAAUGGCUGGAUCAGAGGUGCGGGUUUGGGUUUGACCUAGCACCACGCACCUACCGACCUAUCACAACGUUUACCCCUAUAAUGAAACGCCAGUACGUACGGUAAGUCAAGUUACCUUCUGCAUACUGCCUGACACACAGGUCCACGGCGUCGUCGGUGUUUGGUCGGUUGGGACUAGCGCUGGUUAAGUUCUAGUUCUAGUGGGACUCAUCACCGGUAAAUUCACUCGCCGAUACAGACGGGCGCAUAUCGAUGUAAAUGGAUAGAUCUUAUGCAGGUAGUUCGCUGAUAAGCAGCUGCAUCAGCGGGAAAGUUGAGGAGUUUCAAAAUCAAACAGCGGUAGC
Messenger RNA from Pisolithus orientalis, 1425 nucleotides. RefSeq lists its product as uncharacterized. NCBI's taxonomy places the organism in Eukaryota, Fungi, Basidiomycota, Agaricomycetes, Boletales, Pisolithaceae. Bases 1 to 1029 code for a protein of 342 amino acids. The record is from RefSeq and is a predicted model, not a curated record. The transcript has 9 exons.